AUGAUUUUACCUCCUGAAAUAGUAUAUCAGGUACUCACAUACCAAUUUUAUGAUCUAAUGUCUAAUGACCACCCCAGUAGUCCAGAAAAGUUCCAUUCGAACCUCCGAAUUUUUCUGCGUAGUAAUCUGACGGUUAACAAGACCUUCUACCACAUUUGCAGGGUGCUACUGUACCGAUACUUGAACUUUACGUCUGCGAGGGGAUUCAACAAGCUUCUAGAGACCUUGAGGGGUCAUCCCGAAGUUCUGCGGUAUAUCCAGGUCGCAGAUUUCCAAGAACUAACUUCUAUCGGCUUGGGACGAUCCGGCCAAAUGAAUAAGACCAUCAAGAACCUAACAAACGAGACACUGUGGGAAUUUUUGUGGUACACGCGUGGUAGCCUUAGAGAGUUCUUGGCCAGUGAACAUAUCCAGGGAGAUCUCGAUGAGCGCAUUAUCCAUUUUUUGCUCAAACCUGGAACUGUUUUGAGUGUCGUAGACUUUUGUGGGGGCUCUCAAGAUGUGUUUACGAGCACGUUCACAUCAGCCGUGGAACGCCUUUAUGAUAACGAUCAACCUAUUGACUAUAAUUACCAGAUAACUUCUCUGGGACUUAACGAUUGCACUACAAUUACAUCCAAGACGCUGGGUAAGUUAUUGGCUACCCUUCCCGAACUUCAAAAACUCGAUUUGACCCAUACUUCCAUCGAUGAUCGUACAAUAAUAAGCGACAUUCCACAUUUGAAGCAUUUAACUCACCUAUCUUUGUCAAUGUGCUCCCAGAUCACUCCGAGAGGGAUUUUAGAGUUCUUUAGCUACCAUCCAGCCAUUACAGAUAGUGCUUCGACACUUCAGUGGCUAAAUGUUCAAGUGCAUCCACAUUCAUCUUCAUGGACAGACGUACAGCUCAUGUUUCUGCUCAAAAAACUGUGCCGUUAUGGCCACAACAAGACACUGCAGUAUUUGAAUAUUGGAGGCAUGCCAAUGCAUAUCACGGAUGAUUUCACGAUGGAAAGAACUGCGGAUUACUGGCAAUGUCAAGACACGCUGUAUUUCAUAAAAUUGAACUUCCCUCAGUUGAAAAGUCUGAGCAUCAAAAAUAAUAACAUUACCAUUCCCAGGUUGACGCAAUUUUUGUCUCCUCUUCAAGAUGACGAUAUACCUUCUCAGCAGUUGAAAUACCUCAACAUUGUCAAUAACGUCUACAUUAAUAAAUGGACUAUACAAGACCCUGCACUCUUCUCACAUUCCGCGUCCUUGUGCGCUAUCGAAUUAUCAUUCGAUCCAUGGCAACAAAUAGAAGCAUCUAAUCCGAGGCACGAGAUAACUUGCCGCAUAUUAGAAAGUAACGCGCUGAUCCAGGAUUAUUCUUCCGCGGAACCUGCAAAGUGGAGGUGCUACAUUGGAUCAGCCUAUGGAAGGAGACACUGGCUCUACAAAACGGAUGAGUACUUGAAUCGUGAGGAUAUUGAGACUCGAGGAUACUUGACUUCAUAUGAUGCAGAGGGCAACAAGAUAAUUGAUAUUGUCAAGCAGCCCGACUUUCUCAAGUUCGCGCAAAACAAGAUUAUGCUCGGUUGUGGGAUAGUGAGACAAAGCCGAGUGCGAUGCAAUCGUACAUACAGAGACGUCAAACCACCAAUCUCUCAAUUUUUUAAUAGAAACAAAACGUUAGCAGUGGGUCCCACGGCUACACCCCCAUUACAGAAUCCGGUGCGACCUCCUGGUGGCUGGCGCCUCAUCGACAACGAGCACAGCGUAGAUUUGGAAGGGGCCCCAUCGACUAUCGCAGCAGCUGGCAUCGAUCCUCACGAUCCUGCAGUCUCGACUUUCAAUUCAUCUCGUAGUGGGCUCUACUGGGACCGUUCUAUUCCAAAUCUAGAGCAACACAUGCAACAAGUCGAAACCGACUCCGACUAUCUGAACGAUCCAGAGCUGCAGCGUCGCAGGUCAAGAUUGUGCCUUUUCGGCGGGUACUCCGGGAACGAGAAUUCAACAGCACGUAUCAGACAAGGAUCUGCUACCGGCCUACGAUCGGACAGGCCGGACUCUUCCGACCUCCUGGAGAGGUACGACGAUAGCAACUGCUUAAACACUAUGUCGAAGAUGUACCGUCUGCAUCUCGAUGUCGUGGCAGAAUAUACGGUAUUUGGCUGCAUAGAACGUGGUAUGUACCGAUACUACAGCUUGAAAACAUGA
This is a messenger RNA of Lachancea nothofagi CBS 11611, 2178 nucleotides long. The record is from the annotation of a GenBank genome assembly. NCBI's taxonomy places the organism in Eukaryota, Fungi, Ascomycota, Saccharomycetes, Saccharomycetales, Saccharomycetaceae.